AUUUAAUCUUGUUCUAUUUUUAAACUCAAUAUGACGUAUUUAUCGUGGCGAUAGCAAUAUUCAAGUCUACGGAUUCUUCGAGUCUACUAAUAGUAUGUGUUCAAGAGCACUUUGUUUGGGUUUACAGAAAAUGCGUCACUGUGACGCUACCAAAGAAUUACUUUCUAACAAAAUGAAAUUAUUACUUUUUGUCGUGGUCGUCGGUAUUUGCGAUAUUGCAGCAUCACUGACCCCUUUUCAGCUCAGAUAUAAAAUCAGCAAAACACAAUGUGCUCCUGUAAAAGGAUUUGAAAGAAAAACGAUUCCUUGCUAUGAUUUCCGUAACAAGAAACUCGUCGAUCCAAAAGAUUGUGGAAACAAAGCGUACUCUCACUGUUGUAUCUAUAAAUGUUCUUGCAUAGUUAAAGGAGCCGGAACCUCACAAGGUAUCAUUCCAGAAGAAUACAAAUUAUCAAAAAUAGUUUCAUCGAAAAAGAAAAUUCAGAAACAAGCACGACUGCUCGAAAAUUGUUUUCCAGACACUUCGCCAAGUGAGUCAUCCACGAAAAAAAUUACUAGCAAGAACCCAACAAAAAAUAACGUCAUUAAAAAAUUGAAGUCAUCAGUAGAACAGAAAAAGCAUGAGAAAAUGCAAAAUAAGAGGACAGUCUCUAAAAAAACGACUACGAAGUCUUUUGACAAGAAAGAAUCAAACAAAAGUCGUCAAAGACCAAUUGUUAAUAACCCGCUUGUACCGAAGUCGUCUGCAAAGAAUGAGUUUUCAAAGAAACCUAGCAAAGAAAUAUCAACGAACCAGAAACCAACAGCUCCUCACGUAAAUCCAACAAAGAAGCCUUGUGUUACGAAAACAACAAAACCUUCAUUUUCUUUUGGAUUCUUUUCUCGACUUUCUUUUAUGAUGGAUAAAUUUGGGUUUAACUCCAACGUUGUGAAAAAUGAGGCCUGUGCCUGAUUUGCACGAAACAGAAUUAUAACGACGCAAUUAUUUGUUGUUUUAUUUAUUUUUUAUUUUAAAUAUAAUUGUUAUUUUGAUAUUUCAAAUAGUGUUUUUUGAAUUGAUCAACAAUGCUCUCCAUAUGCGUGAUUAUAGAACAAUAAACACUUGUGGCAAUCAAUAUAACAAAUAUUAAUAGAAAUUAUUUUUUGUGAUUUUAAUCAUUUCCAGCUUUUUUUAUUGGAUAUUUUGUCUUAGAUUUUAAUCAAAAUAGCAAUACUGUGUAGAUGUCAUGGUGUUUAUACAAUUCAGAAUAGAGCUUUAGAACAUUCCAAAAUUGGUUAUUUUGUUUUACGUCGUCUGGUGUAUGGUUAAAAUAUUAAAUAAGGAAAUAAGACUCAAUAAUUUAAUUAUUAGCUUGAGUCUGAAUGAAUAUUUGAAAUCAAGGUGGGAAUGUUUUGUAGGCUACCCGAAAAAAUGCAUAGAUUGUUGGUAGUUAG
Styela clava is the source of this 1434-nucleotide messenger RNA. RefSeq lists its product as uncharacterized. The record is from RefSeq and is a predicted model, not a curated record. NCBI's taxonomy places the organism in Eukaryota, Metazoa, Chordata, Ascidiacea, Stolidobranchia, Styelidae.